Punica granatum (pomegranate) is the source of this 1660-nucleotide messenger RNA. The record is from RefSeq and is a predicted model, not a curated record. NCBI's taxonomy places the organism in Eukaryota, Viridiplantae, Streptophyta, Magnoliopsida, Myrtales, Lythraceae.
AUCCAAUUAAAUUCGUAAAUCUCUCGUUUCACUAAUUAUAUAAUUAGAUCGAUUCACACAAAUCGCAAGUUCCGUUUUCCACUCGGUGGAAAAUAUUCUCUGGUCCAGAGUGAAUUGGAGAACCCCGGCAGCUCCUAUCGGGUCAGAUCUCCAACAUGGCAACCCCCGCGAUCGACGAUAAAUUGGCGAAGCAGAAGGAGAUUGACGAUUGGCUUCCUAUAACAUCCUCAAGGAAUGCGAAAUGGUGGUACUCGACUUUCCACAAUGUUACUGCCAUGGUCGGAGCCGGUGUCCUCAGUCUCCCUUACGCCCUGUCCGAGCUUGGAUGGGGUCCCGGCGUGGUCAUACUGGUCCUCUCAUGGAUCAUAACCCUGUACACGCUGUGGCAGAUGGUGGAGAUGCACGAGAUGGUUCCCGGGAAGAGGUUCGACAGGUACCACGAGCUCGGGCAGCAUGCGUUCGGGGAGAAGCUUGGACUGUACAUCGUGGUGCCGCAGCAGCUCAUUGUCGAGAUCGGGGUGUGCAUAGUCUAUAUGGUCACGGGAGGGAAGUCUAUUAAGAAGGUCGUUGACGUAAUCACUGAGGGCGACAACCCCAUCAAGCUUACCUAUUUCAUCAUGAUGUUCGGUGGCGUUCACUUUUUCUUGGUGCUCUUGCCCAACUUCAACUCCAUCUCUGGCAUCUCGGUGGCCGCAGCCGUCAUGUCUUUGAGCUACUCUACUAUAGCGUGGGUGGCCUCGCUUCACAAGGGUGUGCAGGACGGCGUAGAGUAUGGCUCAAAGUCAAAAAACACGUCGGGAGCCGUCUUCGGAUUCUUCACUGCUCUUGGCGAUGUGGCAUUUGCAUAUGCAGGCCACAAUGUCGUGCUGGAGAUCCAGGCCACCAUCCCAUCCACGCCGGAGAAGCCCUCGAAGGGCCCCAUGUGGAAAGGUGUGAUCUUCGCCUACAUCGUUGUGGCCUUGUGCUACUUCCCCGUCGCGCUGAUCGGAUACUGGAUAUUCGGGAACAAAGUCGAAGAUAACAUCCUCAUAUCACUGGAGAAGCCCGGGUGGCUCAUCGUUGCAGCAAACAUCUUCGUUUUCAUCCACGUUGUUGGCAGUUAUCAGAUUUACGCGAUGCCAGUCUUCGACAUGUUGGAGACUGUUUUGGUAAAGAAGCUCCAUUUCAAGCCCACAAAAAUACUCCGUUAUUCAACCCGGCUCUUAUAUGUUGCUUUUACAAUGUUUGUGGGGAUGACCUUCCCUUUCUUUGGAGGCCUUCUGGGAUUCUUUGGAGGAUUUGUUUUUGCUCCGACCACAUACUUUCUGCCCUGCGUCAUGUGGCUUGCUAUCUACAAACCAAAGAGGUUUGGUUUCUCUUGGUGGGCCAAUUGGAUCUGCAUCAUUGUGGGAAUCUUGCUGAUGAUUCUGGCCCCGAUUGGAGCGUUACGGUCGAUCAUACUUUCAGCAAAGAACUACCAAUUCUACUCAUGAUUCAGCGGUAGCACGAAAUAUGUUAUAUAAGUUGUUACAGUUUCUUAUCUGCAUAGUUUGUUUAAUCCCCCAAGACACGGAAUGAAUUGCCUUUGAAUUUCGAACCAUUAAUAGUACUAUUCGAAUUACCUUAGCAAUAAGAUUCAUGUAUUCUGUCUGCUCUGUUUAUAUAAGAUUCAUUUGUCUCA